Messenger RNA from Salvelinus namaycush (lake trout), 3852 nucleotides. RefSeq names its product ubiquitin carboxyl-terminal hydrolase 11-like. The transcript has 21 exons. Gene Ontology annotation, molecular function: cysteine-type deubiquitinase activity. Gene Ontology annotation, biological process: protein deubiquitination. The coding region runs from base 108 to 3095 and encodes 995 amino acids. NCBI's taxonomy places the organism in Eukaryota, Metazoa, Chordata, Actinopteri, Salmoniformes, Salmonidae. The record is from RefSeq and is a predicted model, not a curated record.
GUGGAAAGUGCUUUACAGCGAUACGGUUACCCUAUCACAUAUUCUAUGCGGUAACGUUAGUUGACUUCAGUUGUUUCCUUGCAGAAUCCUGAUAUUUGUGAGUGAUCAUGGCUGCUACGACUUCAGCCGCGGUUACAGAAUCUCCUGGGCUAGAGACUCAACGCAAGGAAAUCGAGUCUCUGCUUCAGGAACAUGAACUCCGUGCAGGGGAUACUUGGUACCUGCUGGAGAGGCGAUGGUAUGAGCAGUGGAAGGAGUAUGUGGUGACAGGAGACCAGAACUCCUCAUCUUUCCCUGGACAGAUCGACAACACAGAGCUGUUUGAGGAACUGGAUUCCUACCAUCUGAAGGAGCGUCUGGUGGAGAAUGAGGACUUUGUGUUGAUCCCUGCCGAAGCAUGGCGCAAUCUGCUGGCCUGGUAUGGCAUGGUAGAUGAUCAGCCUGCCCUGGAGCGGAAGGUGGUGGAUCUACCCAGCACAGUCAAGGUUGAGGUCUAUCCUGUGGAAAUCUUCCUGUGUCUCCAUAGCAACAUGGAAAAUGUUGUGACCGCACAGUUUAGCCGUGCAGAUCACAUCCAUACGAUUCAGAAGGUGAUGAUGAAGCAGUUUGAUGUGGUCGAGGGAGCAGAGACCCGGCUGUGGAUGAAGAGCUCAGACACCUGCUGUGAGAGGCUGCGGAACGUUCACGUCAAUGUCCUCGACUCCAGCCUCAGCUCUGGCAUGACGGUGAUCAUGGAGAUGAGGAAUGCAGAUGGUACCUGGCCCAGCUCCAGACCACAGAUCAUUAGGAACUCUGUGGAGGAGCAGGAAUCAUACCGAGGCCAGCCAGGAGUCUGUGGCCUCACCAACCUAGGAAACACAUGUUUCAUGAACUCUGCCCUGCAGUGUCUCAGUAACACCCCUCCACUGACUGAGUACUUCCUGCGGAGUGCCUAUCUGGAGGAGCUCAACUUCACCAACCCUCUGGGCAUGAAGGGGGAGAUAGCAGAGGCCUACGCUGAUGUUAUCAAACAGAUGUGGUCAGGGAGGCACUACUCUGUCGUUCCCCGGCUCUUCAAGACCAAGGUUGGCCACUUUGCCUCUCAGUUUCUUGGCUACCAGCAGCAUGACUCCCAGGAGCUGCUCUCCUUCCUGCUGGAUGGGCUUCAUGAGGAUCUCAACCGGGUCAAGAACAAGGAGUACAUUGAGCUGAGGGAUGCCGAUGGUAGGCCUGACCAGGAAGUGGCAGAGGAAGCGUGGCAUAACCACCAGCGACGUAACAACUCUGUGAUUGUUGACACCUUCCACGGGCUGUUCAAGUCCACCCUGGUUUGCCCCGAGUGCCGCAAAGUGUCGGUCACCUUUGACCCCUUCUGCUACCUCAGCGUGCCCCUGCCUGUUAGCAAGGACCGGGUGAUGGAGGUCUUCUUCGUUUCUCUGGACCCUGUGGCCAAACCUGUUCAGCAUCGCUUAGUUGUACCCAAAGCUGGAAAAGUGUUUGACCUGUGCUCCGCUCUCUCGGAAAUGACCAACGUCCCCGUCAAUCAAAUGGUUGUGGCUGAUGUGUUCAACCACCGCUUCUAUAAGAUCUACCAUGCUGAUGAGUCUCUAAGCUGCAUCCUGGACCGGGAUGACAUAUUUGUGUAUGAGCUGAGCAGUGGCUCUGUGGAGGAGGAGGGGGAUGAGGUGGUGCUGGCUCUGUACCUGAGGGAGCGUUCUCACUACAGGGACUCCGGCUCAGGGAGUAGCAGCUGCGGGACGACCCUGUUCGGACACCCACUGCUCAUGGCUGUGCCUCGAGUCCAGUGCAGCCGCAACGCCCUCUAUCACCUCUUCCUGCAGCGGCUAGCACGGUAUGUCCGACCACCAGAUCCCUCAGAGGAGGAUGAGGAGGAUGAAGAUGACGAGGAACUUUACAAGAUCCAGACCAAUGGUGUCAGCGAUGAUGACGGUGAGGAUAAUGGUAUGAGGCCAGGACACUUUAAGAGAGAUGACCGUUGUGAUGGUGGCCAAUGGGAUGGCCAAGCGGACGGCCCUGCUGUGACCCAAACUCAGCCAGAGCAGGCACAAACCCAGGAGUCUGGAAAACAGGCUCAGGCUGAGGGGGCCAGUAGUGAAGUCAGGGCAGGGUGCAGCACAGAGGACAGUGCCUCGGCAUCCUGCAGUGCUGGAGCCAGUGCUGGAGUUCCAACAAACAGCCAGCAGGGUGCAGGCCUUCAGCAGCAGCAGCCAUGUGAGACUGAGGAGGAGAAGGGUGAGUGCCCCCCGCAGACCAACGAGAGGCAGGCCAAGAGGAAGGGCUACCAGGCCAGACGCAGAAAGCUGCUCUUCUCCAUCCACGCUGUCAACUCCAAUGGCACUACGGAGAGAGGCAUGGGAGAGGACGGCAGUGCCUUCUCUUUUAGCUCUCAACCAUAUGUGGCCAUUGACUGGGAUCCCGACAUGAAGAAGAAAUGCUACAAUGAGAAUGAGGCAGAGAAGUAUGUAAAACACCAAAGCAUGGAGGUCCCUCAUCAGCAGACCACAGUGCAGCUGCAGGAGUGCAUAGAGCUCUUCACCACUGUGGAAGUCCUGGAGGAAGAAAACCCCUGGUACUGCCCAAUAUGUAAGAAACACCAACUGGCCACUAAGAAACUGGACCUGUGGUCACUGCCUGAGGUUCUCAUCAUCCACCUGAAACGCUUCUCCUACACCAAGUACUCCAGGGAGAAGUUGGAUAUCAUCGUUGACUUUCCUCUCAGACACCUCGACUUCUCGGGUUUUCUGCUGAGGAAGACCGGUACAAACGGAGAGCCACCCAGCCGAUAUGAUCUGAUAGCAGUUUCCAACCACUACGGCGGACUCCGAGAUGGACAUUACACCAGCUAUGCCCGGAACAAAGACAAUGGACAAUGGUAUUACUUCGAUGACAACAAGGUGACGUAUGCAAGGGAGGAACAAAUUGUGACUAAUGCUGCCUACCUCCUGUUCUACCACCGACAAGACAAGAUUCGUCAGCCCACCUUACCCCCCCCCUCGGACAGCUCCUCCUCUCCCGCUCAGCCUGCUAAUGUCACUUCCCACAAACAUGAUGGGAUGGAGAGAGCCACUUCCUGUGUUAACAUGGAAACAGACUGAAACAGAUUUUUUUUUUUUUGUAAUCUUUUUUUUCUCUGAGUUGAUGGGGCUUUGAUUUUAUAUUGUUAUUUAUUUUCUAUUCCAAAAAACUUGAACCUUCUGCCUCUCCUCUGCAUUGAACAAGGUGUGAGAAGCGGAGGCUAGAUUCUCAGGCUGGUGCGUGAGGAAUGCAAUUUAUGUUUCUUCUACAUUUUCUUUACAUUGGUCUCCCCAGAUUUACUAGAUCAUUAAUAGAAGAAUGUUGAAUGAUGAUUUCUGGUAUUGCUUAAUCACAGACUAAGGUAUGUAGUGUCUGUCUAUGCUGAUGCCAACUGGACCCCUUCGUGAUUGGACAUAAGCAAUUAUAAUUUAGUUUGUUCAAUCAAGACCUAUGAAUUGUGAAUAUCUCUGCACCGCUAUUAAUCUCUGCUAUGAUGCAUUGCUACCUCAAACUUUGAUUACUGAUGUUGAGCUCAAUUUGAGGAAGAUUUCCUUGAGGCUCUUUGAAUAGAAUUGAAUACAUUUUGCUCUAGAAGGUAAAUCACAACAUUUGAGGUUAACGACACGGAUAACUAAUUCAGUUUACUCCUGAUUUAAAAAUGAGAUUACAUUCCCCUGUUACUCAAUGUUCUUUAUAUCAGGGACUGCAUUAACAGAAAGACAAACAUUGCAAUGUGAUUUAUAUACACUACAUGGCCAAAAGUAUGCUCGUCAAACAACGUAUUCCAAAAUCAUGGACAUUAAUAUGAUUUUGGAGCCCCUUUGCUGUUAUAACUGC